UGGUCCUUGCUUUCCAUUAACUCAUGUUGCCAACAAACUCUGACUGACAGACAGACAAACAGAAGACAAGAAAACAGUGUGUACUCGAGAAUUGAAAGAAAUCGAAUGAGAGAACAAGGAAAGACAACGAAGGAGAGGAAGAGAGAUCUAAAAUAGAGGUCACACACUGAAACGGAUCGAGCUCUUCUUCUUUGUUCGUUUGCAUGUGUAGUGGGUCUGUCUGUCCAAGAAGUAUCUCCAUUAGUCGCUGCUUUGCUUAAACCUUGUUACAACUUGAAAGCAAAAAAAAUCUGCAAAAAAGUAGUGGGACCCAUCACUGUUAACCUGCUGUUUAGAGAGCUAACACUUAACCAACCUAUAUAUUACAAUGGCUCCCAAAAAGAAGCCAUCACGCCCUAAAAAGUCUGUGGCUGAACCAACAACAGUUGAGAGCGGAGGGCUGGCUCCAGAGCCUGGUAUUAAAAAGAUAGAGGUUCCUCUUAAUGUUAUGCAGCUAAAUCGACUUAAUGGGGUUCCCAUGCCACCGCCCAUAAUAAGACCAGGGGAGAGAGGUUUUGGCCUGGGCAGCGAGCUCACUCGUCCUCUGCAUGGAUCUGCUCUUCUGGAGGAGCUGAGCCGGAUGAGACAGGAGCGAUUCCUCACUGACAUGGAACUGGCCUGCAAAACCAAGGCAUUUGAUGUUCACAAACUAGUUAUGUCCUCGGUCAGCCAGUACCUUCGUGAAGUCCUGGCCAAGGACCCCGGACUCAAAAGACUGGAGCUCCCGACCCUCUCACCUCUCGGGCUUGCCAAUGUGAUUACAUUUGCUUACCUGGGUCGUGUGCACAUGUCCCUGUACACAAUUGGCUGCACUGUAUCUGCAGCCACCACCCUUCAGAUCCCUCAUCUUCUCCAGAUGUGCAUGGAUUUCAUGAUGACCGAGCUGAACGCUCACACUUGUGUGUAUGUGUGGAACAUCGCUGCGGCAUAUGGCCUGAUGCCUGUCCGUGAGGCUGCCCGACGCUACAUCCUGGAGAAUUUUGCCCAGUUCUCUGAAACGACCCAGUUUAACCAGCUCACCCUUGAGCAGAUUACAUCUUUCCUACAAGACGACAACUUGGUUCUUCCCUCGGAGGUCACCACUUUUCAGGUGGCCAUGAAGUGGUUAGACUUUGACCCAAGCAGGCAAGAACAUGCUGCUGAACUUCUGUCUCACGUACGUUUGGAAACCAUCCCUGCCAGCGAGCUGGUCAGCGAGAUCCAGCCUGUGGCACGUAUGAUGCUAGAUCCUCAGUGUCACCGGCUGCUGGUGGAAGCCAUGAACUACCAUUUGCUGCCCUACCAGCAGAACGCACUCCAGUCACGUCGCACAAAGGUCAGGGGAAGCCAGAGCGCUCUGUUGACAAUCGGGGGUCGGCCUUCGCUGACUGAGCGCGCCUUAAGCCGAGAGGUGCUGUGGAGAGAUCCUAGAGAGGGAGUGGCCACAUGGCGUCAUCUGACUCAACUUCCAGCAAAAAGCUUCAACCAGUGUGUGGCUGUGAUGGAUGGAUACUUGUACGUGACUGGGGGAGAAGAUCAAAAUGAUGCUCGAAACCAAGCUAAACAUGCAGUCGGCACCUUAAGCAGAUAUGAUCCUCGCUUCAACACUUGGCUACAUCUCACCAGCAUGCGCCAGCGACGUACCCAUUUCAGUUUGGUGGCCACCGGUGGGCGGCUGUAUGCCAUUGGUGGUCGCAACACUGAGGGUCUCCUAGCAACCAUCGAAAGCUACCAACCAACUACCAACAGUUGGCAGCUCCGUACUCCAAUGGAUAUUCCACGAUGCUGCCACGCCAGUGCUGUCCUGCCAUCUGGAGACAUCCUGGUAACCGGCGGCUAUGUUAAUUGUGCUUACUCUCGCUCUGUUAUCCGUUACAGCAUCGAUAGCGACACCUGGAGCGAGCAGGGAGAGCUUGAGACACCUCGUGGCUGGCACUGCUCUGCAACACUAGGGGGCAAGGUGUACGUAGUAGGUGGUAGCCAGCUUGGCCCCGGUGGCGUCCGCGUUGAUGUGAUGUCCGUUGAGGUUUUCUCCCCUGAAAGUAUGGAAUGGAGCAGAGCUGCCACUCUGCCACUGGGAGUGAGCACAGCUGGUCUGUCUCCACUCGGAGACCACCUGUACCUUCUGGGAGGAUGGAAUGAAGCAGAGAAGCGUUACAAGUCAGCGGUACAACGCUAUGACCCAGGCACUGACAGCUGGACAGCUGUGGAAGAUCUACCAGAACCAAUAGUGGGUGUGUCGUGCUGUGCCCUGCCCUUGCCUCCACGCCACGCAGUCCGCAGGCACCGCAACACCCCUUCCCAUGAAGAGCAGGGCAGUUUGGCUUUACAGCAUAAUACUGCUGGAGAAAAGAAAGCAUGAGGGGAAUGACAAAAAGCGAAAAGACAGGUUAAGAAGAUAGGAUUGAUAGAUGGGAGAAAUGAGGAAGCAAAAGAGAGAUGCGUACAGAUGAGAUGAAAAACUAGAGAGUAGAAAGUGAAGAGUGAUAGAAAGGACAAAUAUUAUGCACAUAAGUCUUUUAGUCUUGUUCUUAAACUCCAAAUAUUAAUUAAGACACAAAGGAAGUUGAAGGAAUUAGUACUACCUAGGGCCCACUUAUAAAGAAUGUGAAAGUAUUACAGGCUCUGGAGAAAGAAAAAUAAUCACCUUGUUUUUGUGAACGAUUGUGUUUUAGAAAUUGAGCCAUACAUUUCUAAUGUAUAAACAUGGAAUUGCCAUUCAUGUGUUUGUAUUUCAUAUUUAUUGCUUAUUUAAUCAAGUCAUAGAUAUCUCUAAAUCGUUUGAGCAAAUAUAGCAUAAGUUCUUCUGAUGAACUAAGGAUUGUACACUGUAAAAAGUGAAAGCUGGAUCUACUUAAAUUGGUAACACUUUAUAAGUUUGUUUUUUUCAGCUUAAAUUUUCAAAAGUGAGAAAUUUUAAGAUGAAAAAAUACUAUUUUAUAGGCGUUACCCACCAAAAAAAGACUGCAAUCAGUCUUUAUUUAUUACUUACUAAUAAUCAUGGUUACAUUUCUGAUUCGAUUCUCUGAAUCCUCUUUUGUUUUUCCAGGGUAACUGAUCACAUUUAUCUUUUAAUAUGUAAUGCAAUAAAAAGCAACAUUGUAAGAUGUAGAAAGUCUAUCCAUGUAUCCCUCCAUAGACCUGGAGAGCAUUUGGAUAAUAAUUAAAAUUAAAUAUAAAUUAAA
Molecule: messenger RNA, 3203 nt
Organism: Misgurnus anguillicaudatus (oriental weatherfish)
Lineage: Eukaryota; Metazoa; Chordata; Actinopteri; Cypriniformes; Cobitidae
Source: RefSeq, a predicted model, not a curated record